UCUAUGUUUCUAUGGAAUUGUACGGCUUUUGUUUUCCCGGAGUUUAUCUCGCGUUGAAUGGAUUAUACACUUGGAAGGAAGUUGUACGGAAAGACCAUCCUCGCAAAACGUACCCCCGGGUCACGUUCUCAAUCAAAUUGGGAGGCCCGACCAGAUGAACCAUCAGUAGUAAGGGGAUCACUCCCUGAAAGUCGAUACAUCUGUGUGCAGCAGCCAGUGACAUUACACUGUGUAGUCAAUGUUGCAACGGCACACGACUGCAGACCCAAACAUCCCAUUGGGCUCAGACCCCUGCGGGUCCGCCCCCGGUAACUGGCGUGAAUAUAAAAGCUGGAACACCUGCAAGCCGCUGGAAAGAGGUGUGGUCGCUCACUGGAGAGAGGGAGUUGACGGUUGCUCGCUUGAGCACGACUGCGUUGUCUACAGCCAGAGAUAUGAAGCUCCCAGUACCCAUUGUGAUCCUCUGUUGUAGUCUAGUCAACAUGCUCAAAAUUGAAGCAUCAGAGAUAUUGAUUGUACCAGAAGUUGUUAGUCUGACAGUUGACAGCAUUCAGACAGUUAAAAUUGUCAUAAGUGUUCCACUGCCAGAGGCUGUCGUCAUCAGAUUUUCUGUAUUUUACUCAUCUAAGCAAACUAAUAUUGUUGAGCUCCCAGAACAAGUUCUAUUACCCCAGUUUACAAGCUCUUCAUCCUUCCCAGUUAAAGCAGUUGAAGUUGGACAAGUUAGCAUUCACCUUCAGUCUAACAGCAGCAAUCUGACCAGGCAUGUAUCUCUAUAGAACAGACCAUAAAGCAACUCAGUUUCUCCUGUUUUGCCUCAUGUGUACCAAUGAUGGACUCCCAUUGGAACAUGAGUGUAUCUAUUCCUUCUGAACAUGUCACUAUGUGCUGAUCUACAUUAUCUCAAAUUACUGCCUUCAGCUUUAAAUGUCUGUACAAUAAUUUAACCAGAUCCAGUUUGACUUCCAAUUACCUACCUUCAAACCCAGAUUCUUCUUUCCAAUUGUUUGGGGGAAAGCAAUAUGCCUUUCUUGUCCAUCCCUUCUCAUGAAGAAAGAGCUGUUAUCUUUGCUAAUAUUUUGGCUACGGGUUGGUUUGAGUCGGAACACAGAUAAAACAUUUGGCAGAUAAUAUUUUCAACUUCUGUG
This is a messenger RNA of Leucoraja erinaceus (little skate), 1148 nucleotides long. Its product is annotated as cystinosin-like. The transcript is spliced from 5 exons. NCBI's taxonomy places the organism in Eukaryota, Metazoa, Chordata, Chondrichthyes, Rajiformes, Rajidae. The coding region runs from base 435 to 779 and encodes 114 amino acids. The record is from RefSeq and is a predicted model, not a curated record.